UCUAGAAUUUGCUAGAACCACCGUAGCAACAGCAGAGUCCAACAGAAACCUUCCCCAAGCUUCUGAUUGGAUUGCACGAUUGUUUGUUUGACCAGCGAUUGGUUGCUGUGUUACACAGGGUCAGUGGAGCUAUUUUAAAUGGGACGUUCAGUUCCACGUCAACAGGUUUCACAACAAACUCGUCACACCAGUUUCAUCGGAGCUUCAUGAAAACGUUUGAAUGGAUCUUGUGAAACAUACAGGCGGCUGCCACUGUGGGGCUGUGAUCUUUGAAGUCUGGAGUUCCCCACACCUCCAUGUUUUCCAAUGCAACUGUAGCAUUUGCACAAAGAAACAAAACCAUCAUUUCAUUGUUCCAAAAAAUCACUUCACGCUCUUACAGGGGUCAGAUCAUCUGACCACAUACACGUUCAACACUCACGUUGCUAAACACACCUUCUGUAAAACGUGUGGAGUUCAAAGUUUCUACACUCCACGCUCCAACCCUGAUGGAUAUGGUGUUGCCCCACACUGUCUGAACCCGGGUACUGUCCGCAGCGUCACAGUGGAGACAUUUUGUGGUGAGAAGUGGGAAGAAAGCAUGCGAGCUCACAAGAGCAUUAGAGACAUGUCUAAAUCGGCAACAGAGACACAGCUGACAGAGACAAAAUGACAUCUACGGGAUACAAAAAUCAAGAUUUUUUUAAUAAGCCGUAUAACAGACAUAAUGUGCAGUAUAUUCAACAAUCUUGGACUUUAUAAGAU
This is a messenger RNA of Etheostoma cragini (Arkansas darter), 744 nucleotides long. RefSeq names its product centromere protein V (gene cenpv). The record is from RefSeq and is a predicted model, not a curated record. Gene Ontology annotation, molecular function: carbon-sulfur lyase activity. Bases 221 to 652 code for a protein of 143 amino acids. Lineage: Eukaryota; Metazoa; Chordata; Actinopteri; Perciformes; Percidae. The transcript is spliced from 6 exons.